GGCUUCCUAUAUAUGUUCAACCCAUUCCCCCUCACGUCUCUAUAUCCUCUUUCUCCUCCUCCUCCUUCUUCUUAAGUUUCUUCUGCUCAUUUAAUCUCGUGGUUCUAAUUGUUAGUUCUAAAACUGGAAGGGAAAUGGGUGCUUGUUUGUCUUCAGUCAGGGGUGAAUAUGAAUCCGAAUCCGAAAGACCCACUUCAGCAAAAGUUGUCUCUUUAAGGGGUGAUCUUCUUCAAUACAAAGUCCCGGUCUCGGUGUCUCAAGUCCUCCAGGCUGAUCCUACGGCUGCUAAUUGUUUUCUCUGCAAUUCUGAUAAUUUGUUGUACGAUGAACACAUUCCGGCUUUGGAUUGGGAUGAACAGCUUGAGGCUAAUCAGAUUUACUUUGUUCUUCCUAACUCUAAGCUGGUACACAAACUGUCUGCAUCAGAUAUGGCAGCUUUGGCUGUGAAAGCCAGCGUUGCUCUUCAAACGGAGUCCAAAAACAGCCGCCAUCGUCGUAAAAAGUCUAAAAUUUCUCCUGUUUUACCCAUCAAUCAAGCCAGUGCUAGUAGUAUUAAUGGAUUUGAUAGGGCAACGACGAAGGAAAAGAGCUUUAAUAAUAAGCCAGCUGCUGUAUCUGAAAGUAGUAUUCGUUUGUCAAGAUCUGGUUCUGUUAGAAAGUUAAAAAGAUACAGUUCAAGACGAGCUAAAUUGGCUGUUCGCUCUUUCAGGCUCAGGCUUGCCACCAUUUAUGAAGGAAGUGUUGCCUAGAUUGAUUUCUUUUUUUCGGCCUUUUGUUCCUUCAUAUCCCUGUGCCUAGAAUGAUUUCUUUUUUUCGGCCUUUUGUUCCUUCAUAUCCCUGUAUAAAAGAACAACGGAGAUUGAAUUUAGUUGUAAGCUUUAACUUCAAUUCAAUCUUCCAUACGUAUAUAUGGAUUUUCCCUUGUUAA
Molecule: messenger RNA, 928 nt
Organism: Mangifera indica (mango)
Lineage: Eukaryota; Viridiplantae; Streptophyta; Magnoliopsida; Sapindales; Anacardiaceae
Exons: 1
Coding region: 135-749 (204 amino acids)
Source: RefSeq, a predicted model, not a curated record